CACUCCACCACCUAUGGAUUAGAUGCUCGAGCUUCGCAAGCCGCUCGUUCGCUUUGCUGCGUUGCAUGGCGUUUAACUGCUGAGAACAGCUGUAAUGUUGCUCUGACAUGCGUGCGACCGCUUGCGUACUGCCUGACGUUUAAGUAGCAGUCUCCAGACAAGUGGUGGACGAUGGAGGAUCACGGUGUGGAGAGUCUGGCAGAGGUGUUCCGCUGCUUCAUCUGCAUGGAACGGCUGCGGGAUGCCCAUCUAUGUCCUCAUUGUUCCAAGCUUUGCUGCUACGCCUGCAUUCGACGCUGGCUGACGGAGCAACGGUCUCAGUGCCCGCACUGUCGCGCCUCCCUGCACCUGCACGAGCUGGUCAACUGCCGCUGGGUGGAGGAGGUCACUCAGCAGCUGGACACCCUCCAACUGAGCUCGGCUGCAGCCACGGCCACAACCACUGGGGAGGCAGCCAAGCCCAGCUCCCCCGAGCCACGUGACCAAGAGCGUUGUCAGCACCACAAGGGCGAGAAGCUGAGCGUCUACUGCUGGAACUGCCGCCUCUGCAUCUGCCACCAGUGUGCCCUCUGGGGCGGAACGCACUGUGGCCAUGUGUUCAAGCCCCUGGAGGAGGUGCAUGCGCAGCAGGUGGCGGCCGUGAGGGAGCAAGUGGGGGCCCUGCGGCGCCGUCUCGUCCACCUGUUGGGGCUGGUGGCACAGGUGGAGCGCUCCGUUGAGGCUGUGCGGCAGGCCAAGGACCUGCGCGUCCACGAGAUACGCAAUGCCGUCGAGCACAUGAUUGCACGCCUGGAUGCCCAGCUCAAGGGGCGCCUGCUCUCGCUAGUUGCUCAGAAGAACGCCCUCACCCAGGAGACAGAACAGCUGGAGCAGCUGCUUCAGGCCGCCGAAGCGCAGCUCAGCUCGUGCUCGCGCUCGGAGCUCAUAGCCCGCUCGCCCGAGAUAGUGCGUCGGCUGGGGGAGCUGCUGCAGCGGCAGCCCCCCUGUUCUCCCCCGCUGCUGCUGCUGCCCGGGGGUGGCCAGGAGUUCCCCUCGGAGAUGGUGCCCCCGUACGAGUCGAGCGCCUUUUUGUUGCGCAACUUCUCGGUGCUGCAGCAGCGUGCCGACCCCGUCUACAGCCGGCCCCUCACCACCUCGGGGCUCACGUGGAGGCUCAAGGUGUAUCCGGAUGGAAAUGGUGUUGUGAGGGGAAACUACCUGUCUGUCUUUCUGGAACUUACAGCUGGUCUGCCAGAGACAUCCAAGUACGAGUACCGCGUGGAGAUGAGCCACCAGGGAGGUGAUCCGAGCAAGAACAUAGUGCGUGAGUUUGCCUCGGACUUUGAGGUUGGCGAGUGCUGGGGCUACAACCGCUUCUUCCGCCUCGACCUUCUCGCCUCCGAGGGCUACCUCAGUGGAGACACCCUUCUUCUGCGCUUCGAGGUGCGGCCACCCACCUUCUUCCACAAGUGUCGGGACCAGCAGUGGUACCUGGCACAGCUGCAGGCACAACAGGCCCAGCUGAUGCAGCAGGUGCAACAGCUCAAGGAGAGGCUGACUGCUGAAAUAGCGAAGAACGAGGCGAGCUCCUACACCUCGGAGAAUGCUGCGGGAAGUCAAUGCCCACUUGUUGGAAAGGUGUGCUUGGAGGUGGCAUCGGUUGUAGGAGACCAGCUGGGGCAGUAG
Messenger RNA from Rhipicephalus sanguineus (brown dog tick), 1665 nucleotides. Its product is annotated as E3 ubiquitin-protein ligase TRIM37-like. The record is from RefSeq and is a predicted model, not a curated record. Gene Ontology annotation, cellular component: aggresome; peroxisome. The coding region runs from base 172 to 1665 and encodes 497 amino acids. Lineage: Eukaryota; Metazoa; Arthropoda; Arachnida; Ixodida; Ixodidae. Gene Ontology annotation, molecular function: tumor necrosis factor receptor binding; ubiquitin protein ligase activity; zinc ion binding. Gene Ontology annotation, biological process: negative regulation of centriole replication; protein autoubiquitination. The transcript is spliced from 11 exons.